CUAUUUCACACUAAGUUUCACUCUCCCAUUCGUGCCUUAUAACAUAUACUCAAUUCAAGACCUCGUUUGCAACAAAAAAGUGGAAGAGUAAUUCCAUUCUUGUUACUAUUAGUUCAUCUUUCACAAAAUGGAAGAGACCACAAAGAGGGAACAAAUUAAUCUGAUCAAUGAACUAAUCCAAGGAAAGGAGCUAUCUAAGCAGCUCUUUAACCAUCUAUUCUCUUCUUCUCCUUCAUCCCUUGAAACCAAUGAAUUCUUGAUUGAGAAAAUAAUUUCGUCCUAUGAGAAUGCACUCACCAUGCUGUACUUGGGGUCUAAUAUGGGAGAGAUUAAGACCACCAGGGGCAGCAUGAUGGAUUCCCAUUGUUCUUUUACGAAUGAGAGCCCCAGAAGUGAGGUCAUGGACCAUGAAUCUAAGCACAAAGCUGUCUACAAGAAAAGAAAGACCAUGCCCGUAUGGUCAGAGCAAGUGAAGAUUGGCUCAAGAUCAGGACUUGAGGGGUCUUUUGAUGAUGGAUAUAGCUGGAGAAAAUAUGGUCAGAAGGAUAUUCUUGGAGCAAAGUUUCCAAGAGGAUAUUACAGAUGCACACGUAGAAAUGUACAAGGGUGCCUAGCAACAAAGCAAGUUCAACGGUCAGAUGAAGACCCAACAAUAAUUGAGGUGACCUACAGAGGAAGACAUACAUGCACACAAGCUAAGCAUUUAAUCAAGGCAUCUCCAUCAAAAAUAAAGAUGAGUUUGGGGGAGAAUACUAUGCAACAGGCGAAAAUAGAGCAAACCCCAGAAGCAAUUUUCAAGCAUGAAGCUGAGCUUGAAGUUAAGACAGAAGACUUGGAAACCAAGGAGGAUAUCUUCCCAUGGUUUUGCUUUCCUUCUCCAUCAGAAAACGAGGACACCAUAUUAUUCGAGACAAUGAUCGAAAAACAUGUAAUGGAAAGCUUUUAUCCUUCAUUCAUAUCACCAGCAACUUCAGAAUCAAACCUUCUAUGUUUGUCAGCAUACCACUUAGGGAGCACUGGACUUGACCAAAACGUACAAACCUCAGAAUCUGAUAUUACUGAGAUAGUUUCAGCCUCAACUUCAGUCACCAAUUCUCCAAUCCUGGAUUUGGAUAUCUUGCUUCAUAAAGGGGAUUUCGACACCGAUUUCCCUAUUAACACCCCUGAAUAUUUCUUAUCAUAAAAUUUCCCACUGCCACCUAGAUAGUUAGGAGAGAGAGUAAGAACAGCAUAGUCGGUGACCGGAUUAACUGGUGAGUUAGUAGAUCCUGAAGGAAGGGUAAUCAGAUUCAUAAGUCAUGUUCAAAAAUCAAGAUAAUGAAACCUCCCUGUCAAGCUAGUUUGGAGAGUUUUCCAGUAUGUAAUGCGUAAAUAAUUUCUAGUUGUAGUCUAUUUCUGCAUUUUCUCACUAGUAAUUGAUUCAUGUCUUGUAUUGGCUCAAGCAGGGAUAGAAUUUUGUGCAAUGAAUCAAUUAAUGCGGUGCCCCUUUA
Messenger RNA from Gastrolobium bilobum, 1490 nucleotides. RefSeq names its product probable WRKY transcription factor 53. The record is from RefSeq and is a predicted model, not a curated record. The transcript has 3 exons. Bases 128 to 1183 code for a protein of 351 amino acids. Gene Ontology annotation, molecular function: transcription cis-regulatory region binding; DNA-binding transcription factor activity. Gene Ontology annotation, cellular component: nucleus. Gene Ontology annotation, biological process: regulation of DNA-templated transcription. Lineage: Eukaryota; Viridiplantae; Streptophyta; Magnoliopsida; Fabales; Fabaceae.